Molecule: messenger RNA, 921 nt
Organism: Xiphophorus maculatus (southern platyfish)
Lineage: Eukaryota; Metazoa; Chordata; Actinopteri; Cyprinodontiformes; Poeciliidae
Product: olfactory receptor 11A1-like
Exons: 1
Coding region: 1-921 (306 amino acids)
Biological process (GO): G protein-coupled receptor signaling pathway
Cellular component (GO): membrane
Molecular function (GO): G protein-coupled receptor activity; olfactory receptor activity
Source: RefSeq, a predicted model, not a curated record
AUGCUGAAUUCAACACAGGUUUCAUAUUUCACUCUUGCUGCUUACUUUGAUACCAAACAGUUUAAAUAUGUAUUUUUCAUGUUUGUUCUGUCUCUGUAUGUUCUGAUUAUCAGCUGUAACGUCCUGCUGAUCGUGGUGAUCUGUGUGAACCGGACCUUACAUGAACCCAUGUUCCUGUUCCUCUGCAGCCUGUUUGUGAACGAACUGUACGGCAGUUGUUGUUUGUUUCCCUUACUGCUGGUUCAGAUCCUCUCUGAUGUUCACAUCAUUUCUGCUCCUCUCUGCUUCCUGCAGAUCUUUUGUCUUUACACAUAUGUAAGCAUAGAGUUUUUGAAUCUAGCCGUGAUGUCUUAUGACCGAUACCUGGCCAUCUGUCAUCCUCUGAACUAUCAUUCUUUGAUGACCUUGAAGAAAGUUACAGUUUUUAUUACAGCAGCCUGGAUAACUGCCUACCUGGUAGUUUCUUGUACAACAUCUUUGAGCUUCUCUCUGCAGCUCUGUGGAAACGUCAUUAACAAAAUGUACUGUGACAACUACUCUAUAGUGAAACUGGCCUGCUCUGAUAUUACAGUCAAUAACAUUUAUGGCCUUUUUAUCGCUGCUCUCUGUGUUUUUGGUCCAGUAGGGAUAAUUCUCUACACAUACAUGAGGAUCCUGAAGGUUUGUUUUUCUGGAUCCAAACAGACCCGGCAGAAAGCGGUCAGCACCUGCACUCCUCACCUGGCCUCUCUCAUUAACUUCUCCUUUGGUAUUUGCUUUGAGGUGUUGCAGAGCAGGUUUAACAUGAGCACAGUUCCUAAUGUUAUCGCAGUAUUAUUGUCAUUAUACUAUGUAACAUGUCAGCCAUUGUUCAGUCCUGUGAUGUACGGGCUGAAACUGUCUAAAAUACGCAGCAUGUGGAAACGUUUGUUUUGGAAAUAA